This is a messenger RNA of Suricata suricatta (meerkat), 2019 nucleotides long. It is a transcript of the gene SLC35B4, whose product is annotated as solute carrier family 35 member B4. Gene Ontology annotation, biological process: transmembrane transport. NCBI's taxonomy places the organism in Eukaryota, Metazoa, Chordata, Mammalia, Carnivora, Herpestidae. The record is from RefSeq and is a predicted model, not a curated record. The coding region runs from base 1 to 1026 and encodes 341 amino acids. The transcript has 11 exons. Gene Ontology annotation, cellular component: Golgi membrane; endoplasmic reticulum membrane. Gene Ontology annotation, molecular function: UDP-N-acetylglucosamine transmembrane transporter activity; UDP-xylose transmembrane transporter activity.
AUGGUGGAACUGAAUCGAACCUCUUCAGUGACCCAGACGCGGUCUAGUCAGCCCUCGGCGCUCCCGGAGGAACUGCUCAAUACGCAGAUAGAGAUUCACUGCGUCCUCGCAGAAGGGGAGAUCAAGUUUAGGUACUACGCCGUGAUGGUCACCAUGUUCUUCACUGUCAGUGUGGUGAACAACUACGCCCUGAAUCUCAACAUCGCCAUGCCCCUGCAUAUGAUAUUUAGAUCCGGUUCUCUAAUUGCCAACAUGAUCCUAGGAAUUAUCAUUCUGAAGAAAAGUCACAUUUUAAGUGACCGUAGCCCCAUGUGGCCAGUGGUGACUUUGGUGGAGAACCCACAUACGGGUUCACAGAAGUGCCAGGACAGUGAUGUCAUAGAAGGAGGAGGGGUCCUGGGGAAAGUCGGCACCUUCAGUCUGGACCACGUCUCAGGCAAGUUCGCCCUUGCUGUGAAGAUCACUGUACGAGCUCCGGCCAGCCUGUCUGUCCGAGCCCCCAGCAUUAGAACCCCCUGUAUCGGAGCGCUAACGUUUGCUCUUCUAAUGUCAGCAAGGAUGGGUAUUUUCCAGGAGACCCUGUACAAACAAUUUGGGAAGCACUCCAAGGAGGCUUUGUUUUAUAAUCACGCCCUUCCACUGCCGGGCUUCGUCUUCCUGGCUUCCGACAUUUAUGACCACGCGGUUCUGUUCAAUAAGUCUGAAUUGUAUCAAGUUCCAUUCAUUGGUGUGACAGUGCCCAUCAUGUGGUUCUACCUCCUCAUGAAUGUCGUCACUCAGUACGUGUGCAUCCGGGGCGUCUUCAUUCUCACCACAGAAUGCGCCUCCCUCACCGUCACCCUUGUUGUGACCCUCCGCAAGUUUGUCAGCCUCAUCUUUUCCAUCUUGUACUUCCAGAACCCUUUCACUCUGUGGCACUGGCUGGGUACCCUGUUUGUCUUCAUUGGGACCCUAAUGUACACAGAGGUGUGGAACAGCCUAGGGACCACAAAAAGCCAGCUUCAGAAGGAGGACAAGAAGAACUGAGGUCGGCCGGGAACAGAGAGACCAGUGUCAAAAUGUGCCAGGGUCUGGUUUCGCUUUCGUUAAUGCUGAAGUAUUGAACCAACCACGUACCAGUGAAUCCUCAGAACGAGGGACUUGGCAGAUUUCUUAUGGCUCUCCCGACCAACGUUUGUGGACUCCGGAUGGAGAUCCCGCAACCCCGAAAUAGAAAUCAGGACAGUUCUCUGCUAUUGAACAGCCGGUUGGUUUGUUAUUUGUUUACCAGAAUAUUGGGUACUGCUACUUGUUCAUUGACUUUGGAGUCCCAGAGUUACUGGUUUUCUAUCCGUGGUCUCAGGCAAGAUUAUGUCCUGUCGCCAUUCCGAUGAUUCUCUGCCGUACAGUCAUUACAAUCCUGUGGCCUCGUCCCUUUUUUUCUGUCACCCUCCCCCACCCCCCGCCCCCGCCCCAGCAGCACUUAGAGCCAGUCGGGCGCUCCAGGGAUCGACUGAGUGGCCGGGUGAACGGAGACACCAGGGACAUUGGCCUGGGAAGGAAGCAGUGUCCCUGAGCGCGGAGCCCUGGUACCGUGGAGCGGGACUCCGGGGAAUCCUCCCCCACAGCUUGUUUUGUCUAUGCGAAGUCUUUUACUUUCUGUGCUUCAGACCUGCAGCAUCCUUCUAUGGCACACAGUUAAUAAGGAAACGUUGUGAAUGAACUGGGAGAGACGUUCUCCCUCAGCCUUCUACGGGAGGCCUGUUAGCGCAGAGAGGCGAUGGCGGCGCCAGGGUGGCGGGGAGCAGCUGGCCCCAGCUGGCCCCGGUCAGCUCCCACAGAGCCGCAGCUCCCCUCCGGGCAGAGCCGGGGACCCUCAGUGACACGCUUCUUCACCAGAGAGGGGCAGCCCUGCCGGUCCAUCUGCUGGAGGCCUGGUCGUCAGGCUAAAGAGUAGAUUACUAUGUGGCGGGUAUGGGUGUGGCGUAUAAAUCAGGUCAAAUCAUGACUAAAAUGAAUCUUUUUUGUUUUCCUCUGAGA